Molecule: messenger RNA, 2284 nt
Organism: Sipha flava (yellow sugarcane aphid)
Lineage: Eukaryota; Metazoa; Arthropoda; Insecta; Hemiptera; Aphididae
Gene: Ndc1
Product: nucleoporin Ndc1
Exons: 1
Coding region: 825-2249 (474 amino acids)
Biological process (GO): nuclear pore organization
Cellular component (GO): nuclear pore transmembrane ring
Molecular function (GO): protein-macromolecule adaptor activity
Source: RefSeq, a predicted model, not a curated record
CAUAUUGAUUAUUAAUAAAGACGCCAAAAAAAUAUUAGUUCUAAAAUCAAAUCAUUUAAAAUAAAUAUUAAACUCUAGACCAAGGAUUAUCCAUAACAUUAUUUGAGAGAUUCCUUCGAGAGAAAGUGUGGAGUAUAGAUCCUUGCCACUACGAUGCAGAUCUUUAUUUCUUGCCCCUCAGUAGUUGGGUGUUCGGAGAAGUCUUAAGUAGUAAACACAACACAAAACAAUUUGAUAGCCACAGGUAGUAUAGAUACGCCCAUAUAUGCGGUAACGGAACAACACAGAUUACGUUAUUUAAUGUAAUCUGUGGUAACAAUAACAAUAUCUAUAAGACCAAAGUUCAUAAAAACAGAUCCUGCGUCAAUUAGUUCCCCAUCGGAUAUCUUAAUAGCGGUAGAAAUAACCAAAUUAGUACAUGAUUUAAUGUCGUUUAGAACAUCCUUGUGAACAAAAAAAUGCUUUAUAGCACGUCGGAUGUAAACAUACUUUACUCGAUAUCACGGUUAGAACCACGGUCUUAGAAGAUAUCUUCUAGGACUGUGCUCGAUAUGAAACUGUAUAACCUCAAAACACCGGCGAAAACGUCGGAUCGACGUUAUCGAUAUCUAGCUGUUACCGCUUACCAAUGCAGUAGCCGACAUUCAACUCGCCAUUCAAUUUUUAAUUCGUAACGGAUAAUUGGACUAUAAUUUUAUUUUGUUGUGUCGCUUACUUAAAAAGUGUUCUUCGGUCAACUAAAAUCAGCCUUAUUCGCGAAGUGAUACGGAAAUGCUUAAUUGAUCGUAUUAACAUCGAAAAUACGAAAAACACCGAACAACAGAAUGACGUUCCGGUCGAAAAUUUUUCUCACAAGAAAAGUGAAGUCGAUAAUAAGUUCGUUCUUGCUCGUAUAUGCAAUAGGAUUUUUGCUGUCUGUACCAUCGAUUUUCAGUCUCUCGUUCAGCUGGUAUCCGGUAUUGUGUGCACCGGCAGUGUUGAUAUCUGUAACAUUGUUCAUCACAAUUGUGUCUAACAGUUACAUCAGUUCAAAAACACACUGUCCGAAUCGUUUCAGCCUAGUUAUCAGAGGGUUGUCAAUUAAAACGAUUUCGUCUGCAGUUGCUUACUCAGCUAGUGCUUGGUUAUUGUGCUAUGUAAAUCCAUUUUGUCGCGGAGAAACAGGUUGGAAUCUACUCCGUGUUGGAUGUGCUUUUGCAGGUGUUUUGUUUUGCUAUGAAAAUUACUAUUUAAAUGAUCAAGAAUAUCAUUUCCCCAUCAUUCAAACCACCAAAUAUUCAAUGUUCAUGUCAACACUUACAAAGACAUUAUUGAAAUCAAUAAAGAAAUCAUUUGUGUAUAUAUUUAUCAUAUAUUUCCCGUUGUAUGCUGUUGAACCAAAAUCGUGCACUACUGUUUAUUUUUUUACCGUUUUGUGGUUUUCAAUAUCUUUAAUCUUAUAUUUUUUCUAUUCAUUUGAGUUUAUUACAUAUAUAACUAUGACUGAACGGAUUGUAUUUCCAUUUGUAAGUAUAAAACAAGAUUGUGAUUGUUUAAUAAAUGCAUUGGAAUCCGAUAAUAAGAUUAUCAAAUCAUUAGCAUUGUAUGAUUUGUAUCAAGCUACAAUUAAAGAUGUAGAAAGAAGAAAACAGAUAUUUAGUUUAAGUUUUGCAGGAAAUGUUCCCAUGUGUUGGAAAAUUAUUUUCAAUUAUUGUAUAAAUAACAUUAAAUGUUAUACUAAAGACAAUACAAAACAAGUAAAACCUCUAUUUUCAAUGACCUGUGGUCGUCGCAAUUUACCAAAUGCUAGAUUAAUACAUAUUAAUACUGAUGUUACUAGCAAACAAGAUGCAGAUAAUACAAUUCAACAAAACAAAUUAAUAAAAAUGUUUGAAAAAUUUUAUGUGUACAAUUAUUUGUUUGGAUCAUUGGCUAAAGAGAAUCCACUUGAAGAGUUAGAAGCAACAGUUUGGUGUUGUUAUAUACUUUCAAACUUGGCUGUAGUUUCAUUAAAGGAAGAUGAAUAUGGUGUGGUCAGAGAACAAUUAGGACAAAUUGUUAGCACUAUUUUAGAUUUUAAUAAUCAAUUAGAAUACCAAAAAAGAAAUAUAGAAAUUCAAAAGACAAAGAAGAUUACAUAUUUAAUUAUUCAUGUUAAGACUUGUGUUGUAAUGCUAGCAUUGAAUUUUGCUAUGUACGCCAAUGAUAUUGGAUUAGAUGAAACUCAACUACGAAGUUUUAAAAAAAUAAUAGCAUUAAAUAAUUAUUAACAAUUUCCUUAAUAUAAAUUAUAACUAUAUUAUAU